UUCUUUAAGAGCAUUAUAUUUUAGUACACGUUCUUUUUUAUUUCUCUCUCUCUCUCUUUUCUUUAUAAGCUUAUAUUCAAGAAAAGAAAAUGUCGUUUACACCAGACUUGACUCUUGGUUUACCUAAAGCCGGUAAACGUAAACCUGGACUUCGUCUGACUUCUAAACAUCUUCAGCCUGCAUCUUCGUCUCCUUCACCCAACUCUUCUUCUUACAUUGGUACAUCUCAAUCCAAUACUCGAUUCCGAGAACAAAUCGGCAACAUUGUUAACGGAAGCAACGAAAAUUACGAUAGUAGCAACCCAGCAGAAGAAGAGGAAACUUCGUUGGCCGCUUCUUAUCUGGCCGCUUCCACCACUACAGCAACUGACGUUAAAAACAAUGAUAUCCCAGUUUUGCGUGAACCUCCACUUCCUCCCUCUAUCAACACACAACGUGUCGAACCAACAACAACGCAUACUUUUAUGGAAAUUAAUGCUGAAGACCUCGAAACUCUAUCCAGGUUAGGCGAAGGUGCGGCUGGUACCGUACGUAAAGUAUUGCAUAAGCCUACUCAACUGAUUAUGGCAAAAAAGUCUAUUUCAACCGAACCUGAUCCAGCUGUUCAACGACAAAUCUUACGUGAAUUAGCCUUCUUAAAGACCUGUGAUUCGCCAUAUAUUGUUUCGUUUUACGGUGCUUUCCUUGAUGACGGUGAUACGACGGUUGCAUUGUGUAUGGAAUACUGUGAAGCUGGUAGUUUAGAAGAUAUUUACAAACGAGCAAGAGAUUUAGGUGGCGUCAUCGGCGAGCCCGUUUUGGAACGCAUCGCGGAAUCCGUUUGUAAAGGAUUGGUGUAUUUACAUUCAAAGAAAGUAAUUCAUAGAGACAUCAAACCUUCCAAUAUAGUUGUGACACGAAAGGGAGAUAUUAAACUUUGUGAUUUUGGAGUAUCAGGCGUUUUGAUCAACUCGGUUGCACAGACAUUCACAGGCACUCAAUAUUACAUGGCUCCUGAGCGUAUUCAGGGUAAUGCUUAUGCUGUACAAUCCGAUAUCUGGUCACUUGGUCUUACCUUAAUUGAGGUCUCACAAAACCGACCCGCUUUACCCCCACCAGAUCAACCUCAUCUUUCAAUUUUUGAAUUGCUCGAUUUCAUUGUUCGUCAACCCGUACCCGAAAUUCAAGGAAACCAUAUUUCGGACGAAUGUAAAAACUUUGUUGCUAUCUGUUUGACCAAGGAUCCAACAUAUAGACCCAACCCUGCACGUAUGCUACAACAUCCUUUUAUCACCAAAUGGGAACAUGUUCACAUGGAUUUAGGACAAUGGGUCAAGGAAGUCUGGGGAUGGCAAUAAUGUGUAAUUAAAAAAAAAAAAAAAAAAAAGAAAGAAAAAAAAUCAUGGAUUCUAUUUAUUAUUAUGUGAUUAUUUAUUAAAAACAAG
Messenger RNA from Mucor mucedo, 1424 nucleotides. RefSeq names its product STE/STE7 protein kinase. The coding region runs from base 90 to 1337 and encodes 415 amino acids. Gene Ontology annotation, biological process: protein phosphorylation. The transcript is spliced from 6 exons. Lineage: Eukaryota; Fungi; Mucoromycota; Mucoromycetes; Mucorales; Mucoraceae. Gene Ontology annotation, molecular function: protein kinase activity; ATP binding. The record is from RefSeq and is a predicted model, not a curated record.